ACCUCGACGUCAGUCCCGCCAGCCCCGCAAUCCUCGGCAUUACCCCCAUCCACCGAACACAAUACCAACAACUCCCAAACAACACAGACCGCUUCCGACACAACAACAUCGAAAGUCAAGCCACAGCGCAAGCCCCUCCUCCGUCUCGAACUCCGUGACCUCUCCUCAGAUGGCGCGCACGCAUUCCUCCGGCUCCUCCACGCCUCCGCGGCUCUCGAACACGCCGUUAACAGCGUCCUCACACAUCUAUACACCUCUCUCGACCCCUCAUGCAUACCCCCCACCCGCUCCAUCACACUCGUCCUCCGCGCCAUGGACGGCGUAGCCUACACAACAGGUCUCGACCUCGACUCGGACCACAAGGAAAUCCACCUCAACACAUCGUACAUAUCCUCCGUGCCUGCCUCGCGGCAGAAAGAAGAGAUCACAGGCGUGCUUGUGCACGAGAUGGUGCACUGCUGGCAGCACAACGGGCAGGGCGAUGCGCCUGGGGGGCUCAUAGAGGGUAUAGCAGAUUGGGUGCGACUGAAAGCCGGGUAUGCACCGCCGCAUUGGAAAAGACACGGUGAUUGUGAGUGGGAUGCUGGGUAUGAGCGGACGGGGUUUUUCUUGGAGUGGUUGGAGAAGGAACAUGGUGGGGAUGUGGUGAGGCGGAUCAAUCAGGCUUUGAAGGGGUGUAAAUAUGAUGCUGAUAAGGUAUGGAAGGGAUGUUGUGGGAAGGGGGUUGGGGAGCUUUGGGGAGAAUAUAAGGCGAGUUUGGAG
Messenger RNA from Dothidotthia symphoricarpi CBS 119687, 762 nucleotides. RefSeq names its product plant basic secretory protein. The record is from RefSeq and is a predicted model, not a curated record. The annotation marks the transcript as partial. NCBI's taxonomy places the organism in Eukaryota, Fungi, Ascomycota, Dothideomycetes, Pleosporales, Dothidotthiaceae. The transcript has a single exon.